AUGAAAAUAGACAAAGCCUUCUGUGAUCUGGGGGCAAGUGUAAGUCUAAUACCUCUAUCAAUAUGUCAAAAGCUGGAGGUUGGAGAACUGAAACCCACAACAAUAUCACUGCAAUUGGCUGGCCGUUUUGUUAAAUACCCUGUGGGCAUCCUAGAGAACAUCCCUAUCAAGGUAGGCAAGUUCUUCAUUCCAGUUGACUUUGUUGUCUUAGAGAUGGAAGAGGACAUCCAAAUCCCUAUCAUCUUGGGAAGACCUUUCUUGGCAACCGCUGGAGCUAUCAUAGAUGUUAAAAUGGGCGUUGACAAACUAGUUAAAGAGGAAUUCCAUAAAGCACAUCCUGAAGAUCCUCUUGAAGCAUGCAUUGUGCACAGUCACACAGCAGAUAAUGAGAACACAGAAAUUGCAGCUUGUGCACAGUCUUUAGAAACUAACCACUGUACCAUCAGCUCAAGCUUUCAAAGUGGAGGAGCUAAAGGAGGAGCAAGCCAAAAGCAAACCAAAAGACAACACUAA
Molecule: messenger RNA, 513 nt
Organism: Hevea brasiliensis (rubber tree)
Lineage: Eukaryota; Viridiplantae; Streptophyta; Magnoliopsida; Malpighiales; Euphorbiaceae
Exons: 2
Coding region: 1-513 (170 amino acids)
Source: RefSeq, a predicted model, not a curated record